AUGAAGAUGGAACAUUCAGCUGACGCUCUCGCAGCGGCAACGAGUCUGCAGACACACAUGUACAUAUCUAGCGCGUGCUGUCACUCGACCUCAAAAAUGAUCAGUGCAGAUCUGCAAGCAGUACAAUUUGAUACGUACAAGGACCAGCUCAACAAUCGACUUCUGUUCGCGAUUCCAAAGAAAGGUCGGUUACACGAAAAGUGCCUCCAGUUACUCUCCGGUGCCGAUAUACGAUUCCGGAGACCCAACAGGCUUGAUGUGUGUAUAGUGAGGAAUCACCCAGUAGCUCUUGUAUUUCUUCCAGCAGCGGACAUACCAUCGUUCGUUGGAAAUGGUAAUGUCGACCUUGGCAUUACGGGCCACGAUGUCAUCAUCGAGGCCAAAAUGCAAGAUCAGGUCACCGAAGUCUAUCGCCUCGGGUUUGGAAAAUGCGCCUUGCAAGUCCAAACUCCAGAAAACGGGCCGUACAAGUCAGUCGAAGAUCUUGCUGGAAAACGCGUUGUCACAAGUUUCGAAGUCCUUGCGGGGGCGUACUUUGACAAGAUCGAUGAGCAACUGAACCUUACUGGUGAUAACAAAACGAAGAUCCAAUAUGUAGGAGGAAGUGUAGAGGCAGCCUGCGCUCUCGGACUCGCGGACGGCAUAGUCGAUCUUGUUGAGUCUGGAGACACGAUGCGAGCAGCCGGUCUACGCGCUAUCGCGACAGUGCUGCAGACAGAGGCAGUACUCAUAAAAUCAAACGUUCCUCAUCGCGCCCAUCAUGCACCCUUGAUUGAUCUCAUCGCCAGCCGGAUAGCCGGAGUCUUAGCUGCCGGAAAAUAUGUUGUCUGCGAAUAUAACAUCCGUAAGGAGUCCAUACCUCAGGCAACAGCUAUCACUCCUGGAAGAAGAGCGCCUACGAUCAGUCCUCUCGAGGAAGAAGGUUGGGUUGCGGUCAGUAGUAUGGUUGAGAAGAAGAGCAUUGCGACUACCAUGGACGAACUAGUGAAAAUUGGUGCAGAGGAUAUCCUGGUUUUCAAUCUGGAUAAUUGCAGAGUGUGA
Messenger RNA from Suillus paluster, 1041 nucleotides. RefSeq lists its product as uncharacterized. The coding region runs from base 1 to 1041 and encodes 346 amino acids. Gene Ontology annotation, cellular component: cytoplasm. The record is from RefSeq and is a predicted model, not a curated record. Gene Ontology annotation, biological process: L-histidine biosynthetic process. Gene Ontology annotation, molecular function: ATP phosphoribosyltransferase activity; magnesium ion binding. The transcript is spliced from 8 exons. NCBI's taxonomy places the organism in Eukaryota, Fungi, Basidiomycota, Agaricomycetes, Boletales, Suillaceae.